This is a messenger RNA of Emys orbicularis (European pond turtle), 1384 nucleotides long. It is a transcript of the gene TIMM44, whose product is annotated as translocase of inner mitochondrial membrane 44. Lineage: Eukaryota; Metazoa; Chordata; Testudines; Emydidae. Gene Ontology annotation, biological process: protein import into mitochondrial matrix. The record is from RefSeq and is a predicted model, not a curated record. The coding region runs from base 35 to 1384 and encodes 449 amino acids. Gene Ontology annotation, cellular component: mitochondrial inner membrane. Gene Ontology annotation, molecular function: protein-folding chaperone binding. The transcript has 13 exons.
GGCGGGCAGGUCUCACACACGCUUCGCUCCCAAGAUGGCGGCGGCGGCCUGGGGUUGCCGGAAAUGCCUUGUCAGUGGCACAAGGCUUAUGUAUGGAAGAUGCCCAGCUCCGGUACUCCCUAGUGGCAUUGUUUAUAGAAUGGGCAUGCCUGUUUUAGAGCUACAGCAGUCUAGAUAUUAUUCUUCUGGAGGCAGAAAAGGCUUUAUAUCAGGUUUUGUGGACAACAUCAAACAGGAAUUAGCAAAAAAUAAAGAGAUGAAAGAAAAUAUUAAAAAAUUCCGGGAUGAAGCUAAAAAGCUAGAAGAAUCUGAUGCGCUCCAGGAAGCAAGGAGGAAAUAUAAAACCAUUGAAUCUGAAACAGUUAAGACCUCUGAAGUGAUUAAAAAGAAGCUUGGAGAAAUAACAGGAUCAGUCAAAGAGAGUUUGGACGAAGUAAGUAAGAGUGAUAUUGGUCGGAAGAUAAAAGAAGGUAUGGAAGAAGCUGCCAAAACAGCAAAGCAGUCUGCAGAAUCAGUGACCAAAGGAGGGGAGAAACUGGGCAAGACAGCAGCAUUUAAAGCAAUCUCUGAGGGAGUAGAAACAAUGAAGAAGGAAAUAGAAGAAAGCGUUCUAGGGCAGACGGGUCCUUACAGACGUCCUGAGCGACUUAGGAAAAGAACGGAAUUUGCUGGAGAGAAGAUCAAAGAGAGAAUAUUUGAAGCUAAUGAGGAGGCGAUGGGUGUGGUGCUGCACAAGGAUUCCAAAUGGUAUCAGCAGUGGAAAGAUUUCAAAGACAACAAUGUGGUCUUCAAUAGGUUCUUUGAAAUGAAGAUGAAGUAUGAUGAAAGUGAUAACGCCUUCAUUCGGGCAUCCAGAGCUGUUACAGACAAAGUCACCGGUUUAAUAGGUGGGCUGUUCUCGAAGACAGAAAUGUCAGAGGUUUUGACAGAGAUUCUCAAAGUGGACCCAGCUUUUGACAAGGAUCAGUUUCUAAAGCAAUGUAAGAACGACAUAAUCCCCAAUGUUCUGGAGGCUAUAUCAUCUGGAGACCUGGAUGUCCUCAAAGAUUGGUGCUAUGAAGCAACUUACAGUCAGCUUGCUUAUCCAAUCCAACAAGCCAAAGCAAUGGGUCAUCUCGUCCACUCCAGAGUUAUUGACGUUAACAACAUUGAUCUUCCUAUGGGGAAGAUGAUGGAGCAGGGACCCGUAUUAAUUAUCACUUUCCAGGCUCAACUUGUUAGGGUGGUUAAAAAUCAGAAAGGAGAGGUGGUAGAAGGAGAUCCGGACCAAGUUCUGCGGUUUCUGUAUGUGUGGGCGCUUUGCAGAGACCAGGAUGAGCUCAACCCAUAUGCUGCUUGGAGGUUAUUGGACAUUUCUGCUUCAAGCACAGAGCAGGCCCUCUAA